Molecule: messenger RNA, 996 nt
Organism: Penicillium daleae
Lineage: Eukaryota; Fungi; Ascomycota; Eurotiomycetes; Eurotiales; Aspergillaceae
Product: aldo/keto reductase family protein
Exons: 2
Coding region: 1-996 (331 amino acids)
Cellular component (GO): cytoplasm
Source: RefSeq, a predicted model, not a curated record
AUGCCUUCGCUAGCCGGGAAGCCGAUCGGCCACAAUGGCCUGGGACUCAUGCGUCUAACGUGGAAAGACGAUGUGACACCCGAUGAGAAAGCCUUCAAGAUUCUCAAGGCAGCUCUUGCCGCUGGCGUCAAUGUCUGGAAUGGAGCCGACUUCUACGGCACACCCGACAACAACUCUCUCCACCUCAUGAAUCGCUACUUCACGGCCUAUCCGGAGGAUGCGGAAAAGGUUGUUCUAACCAUCAAAAGUGGUAUUAAGGAUAUGCGAACUUUCACGAUGGACUGCUCCCCCGAGGCAGUGCGGGAAUUCGUGGAGCGCGCAAACGUCAUACUAGACGGGAAGAAGAAAAUCGACAUCUUCGGCUGUGGACGAGUCGACAAGAACGUGCCAAUCGAGGAUACUGUUGUUGCAUUGGCAGAGCUUGUGAAAGAGGGCAAGAUUGGUGGCAUCCAGCUGAGCGAAGUUAGUGCCAAUACCAUUCGGCGCGCCGCAAAGAUGGCGAAGAUCGACAUGGUCGAGGCUGAAAUUAGCCUGUGGGCGACAGAUGUCUUUGAAAAUGGCGUCGCCGAGACCUGUGGUGAGUUAGGAAUCCCUAUGAUCGCUCAUACUCCUCUUGGAGCUGGUAUGCUUACCGGGCAGAUCAAGAGCCUGGAUGAGAUGCCUGCGAACGACUACCACCGGUUCUUCCCGCGCUUCCAGCCCGAGAAUUUUGAGACCAAUUUGCAGCUAGUCGCGAAGCUUGAUGAAAUUUCUGCGAAGAAGUCAUGUACAACUGCUCAGCUUGCGCUCUCUUGGAUUAAGGUUCAAAGUCAUCGAGACGGUAUGCCGGUCAUCGUGCCUGUUGCUGGCGCUAGAUCCGAGCAGAGAGUAAUGGAGAAUGCGACGGAUGUUCCGCUGUCCGAUGAGGAUAUGGCUGAGAUUAAAGCCAUUCUGGACAAAUUCCCCGUUGCAGGAGAUCGCUAUCCACCUGCUGCUGCAAAGCUUACAGAGUAUUAA